AUGGUAAAGUGCAAAAAAUGGGAUAACACUGCGCCAGAUAUUGCUGCGCGAUGCCUUGAUAACACGUACAUGCUGCGCACCCCCGCUACUCUUUUUUUUACCUUUUUUCAACAACUGGCAGAGAAAAACCACCACGUAACGGUCGAACUCAAAAAUGACUUGCAAAUUUCUGGAGUAUUGCAUUCGGUAGACCAAUAUCUGAAUAUCAAAUUGACUAAUGUAACUGUGAACCACCCGGAGAAGUAUCCUCACUUGCUAUCGAUCAAGUCCUGCUUUGUGCGGGGCUCCGUCGUGAGGUAUGUUUUCCUUCCGUCCAAAGAAAUCGACGUGGACAAGUUACACCACAUGUGCAGGAAGGAAGCCAAGAUGACUUCGGAAAAGGAGAAGGAGAGAAAGUGA
Messenger RNA from Plasmodium fragile, 399 nucleotides. RefSeq lists its product as uncharacterized. NCBI's taxonomy places the organism in Eukaryota, Apicomplexa, Aconoidasida, Haemosporida, Plasmodiidae. Bases 1 to 399 code for a protein of 132 amino acids. Gene Ontology annotation, biological process: mRNA splicing, via spliceosome. The record is from RefSeq and is a predicted model, not a curated record. The transcript is spliced from 3 exons. Gene Ontology annotation, cellular component: precatalytic spliceosome; U4/U6 x U5 tri-snRNP complex; catalytic step 2 spliceosome. Gene Ontology annotation, molecular function: RNA binding.